AAUACAUUUCAAAUAUAUGAGGUGAAAGUUAGUCUUCUAUGUAUUAUAAUUAUUUAAUGAAUUUAUUAAUUUUUUUAAAAAAAUACAAAAUCUAAGUUAAAACAAUUAAAUUCCUUUAAAUUCGUACUUAAUAUUGUAGCUCCGCCUUUUUGGGAAAUAAUUUUUUAAAUAUAUAUAUUUUUUCUUUUCUUUUACCUUGUUUUUAUUAUUCCUGUACUCCACUCCCCUGCAGAAAAUGCACGCUGAGAUCUACGUAAAAAAGGUUGGUAAUUUCUUCACCAAUUAGUAAUUGCAUGAAUUAUUUUUUUUUAUUUACUCAUCAAAGAUCAUAUUUUUCUUUUGUCAUUGAAUGAUUAAAUAAUAUCAAUCUACAUUGUCAUAUUGCUAUUUUAAUUACUGUGUUUGACAUAUUUUUAUCAUGAAAUUUCAGUUAUCUGCUCAGUGAAGUAGAGAUUGAUUUACAUAAAUCAUUUUGAAGGAAAAAAAUGUCUAGUUUUGUUGGUGUUGUUGUCUCUGAUCAAUGGCUACAGAGUCAAUUCACUCAAGUCGAGCUGCGCGGCCUCAAUUCCAACUUCCUAUCUGCAAGGAAUCAAUCCGGGAAGGUCACUUUGGGAGAUCUACCACCUAUGUUAUGCAAACUUAAGGCCUUCAAAGAUAUACUAAAUGAGGAUGAUAUUAAGGCAAUAUUUAGCGAGUCAUCAUCUGAUAUGAGUGAAGAAAUUGAUUUUGAAUCGUUCCUUCGGGCAUAUCUAAAUCUACAAGCACGGGCUACAGCGAAAGGUGAUUCAAAGACCAGCUCCUCUUUCCUCAAGGCAACUACAACCACACUCCGACACACCAUUAGUGAAUCUGAAAGGGGCUCAUAUGUAGCUCACAUCAACAGCUUUCUCAGAGACGAUCCGUUUUUGAAGGAUUUCCUACCGAUAGAUCCAUCUACCAAUCAACUCUUUGAUCUUGCCAAAGAUGGUGUUCUUCUUUGUAAGCUCAUAAAUAUUGCUGUCCCCGGAACAAUAGAUGAACGUGCUAUCAAUACCAAAAAGGUUCUUAAUCCAUGGGAAAGGAAUGAGAACCACACCCUUUGCCUCAAUUCCGCUAAGGCCAUUGGUUGUACUGUGGUCAAUAUUGGAACACAGGAUUUAAUCGAAGCAAGACCUCAUCUGGUUGUCGGGUUGAUUUCUCAAAUAAUCAAGAUACAAUUAUUAGCUGAUCUCAAUCUGAGAAAAACUCCACAACUUGUGGAACUUGUGGAAGAUAGUCAGGAAGUAGAGGAGCUUAUGAGCUUAUCUCCAGAAAAAGUCUUACUGAAAUGGAUGAAUUUCCAUCUUAAAAAAGCAGGUUACAAGAAAGAGGUUACAAAUUUCUCAAGUGACUUAAAGGACGGAGAAGCUUAUGCUCAUUUGCUCAAUACUCUCGCGCCUGAACAUGGUACGACCAGCACAUUAGAUACAGAAGAUCCAACUGAAAGAGCAAACUUGAUUCUUGAGCAAGCAGAAAAACUAGAUUGCAAAAGAUAUGUAACUCCAAAGGACAUUGUUGAGGGCUCAGCGAACCUAAAUCUUGCAUUCGUUGCACAAAUAUUUCAACACAGGAAUGGAUUGACAGCAGAUACCACAAAGUUGUCUUUUGCUGUGAUGAUGGAGGAUGAUGCUCAAACUUCUCGAGAAGAAAGAUGCUUUCGGUUGUGGAUUAACAGUCUUGGAACUGAUACUUAUGUGAAUAAUUUAUUUGAGGACGUGAGAACCGGAUGGGUUCUUUUAGAGGUACUGGACAAAAUUUCACAAGGAUUAGUUAAUUGGAAACAAGCAACAAAGCCUCCAAUUAAGAUGCCAUUUCGAAAAGUUGAGAAUUGCAAUCAAGUCAUAAGCAUUGGGAAAGAACUGAAUUUCUCCCUCGUAAAUGUAGCUGGAAGUGAUAUUGUACAAGGAAACAAGAAGCUCAUACUAGCUUUUUUGUGGCAGUUAAUGAGGUUUUCAAUGCUCCAAUUGUUGAUAAACUUGAAAUUUCAUGCCCUUGGAAAGGAGAUAACAGAUGCUGACAUACUAAAUUGGGCAAACAGUAAAGUGAAGAGUGUAGGGAGAAAAUCUCAAAUUGAAAGCUUUAAGGACAAAAGUAUAUCAAGUGGGAAAUUCUUUCUCGAGCUUCUAAGUGCUGUGGAGCCAAGGGUCGUAAAUUGGAGCCUUGUCACCAAGGGUAGAACUGAUGAGGAUAAGAAGCUUAAUGCAAAUUAUACAAUCAGUGUAGCUCGUAAACUCGGGUGCUCCAUCUUUUUAUUGCCUGAGGAUAUAAUAGAGGUGAACCAGAAGAUGAUGCUGACACUCACAGCAAGCAUCAUGUAUUGGAGCUUGCAAACAAAGACUGAAGAUUCAGAGUCCAACACUGCAGAAAACGCCAGUUCGGAGGCAUCUCCAGCAGCAGCCUCUGAUGGUGACAUUGCUUCCACAACUUCUGAAGUGGAAAAGGAGGUGCAAGAAGAAAGAUAAAUUUUGAAGAAAAGAAAUAUAUACAAAAAAGGUUCUUUCUGAUGUUGUCCUCAGUUUUGCUUUCAAGAGGACAUGUCAAGUGAAGUUGGUUAGUAGGACAGUUCCUCCUUUUCUUUUCUUUUUCUAGUAACCAUCUUGUAUCCGGUGUUCACUUGUCCGACUAAUUCAGAUUCUGCCCCCGUAAGAGGCCUAUUAAGGAGGGAGAGAGCUCCCUCUCUACCUUAUUUGGGGUUUUCUGGUAAAGGGUCGAGGGAUUCUUUCCGUCCCACUACAACUCAUGAUAGUUACAUGAAGCACAGUAGUACGUUAAUGCAUUCUUUUGAAGGUGAGUCUUGAGUAAUUGGUAAAGUUGAUGUAUGUGAUUAGGAGGUCACGAGUUCGAGCCAUGGAAACAGCCUCGUGCAGAAAUGUAGGGUAAGGUUGCGUAUAAAAGACCCUUGUGGACUGUUUUCUAGCCUUUCUCAUACCGAGAGCUUAGUGCACUAGGCUGCCAAUUUACUUAUAUGCAUCCUAUACUACACAAACCUAGUGAGGUUGAAAGCUGUGAAAAGUGAAGGCAAGUAAUUGUACAUCUUUAUAGAAUCAUUAGGCUAAA
This is a messenger RNA of Solanum lycopersicum (tomato), 3075 nucleotides long. The record is from RefSeq and is a predicted model, not a curated record. NCBI's taxonomy places the organism in Eukaryota, Viridiplantae, Streptophyta, Magnoliopsida, Solanales, Solanaceae.